This is a messenger RNA of Mustela erminea (ermine), 3755 nucleotides long. It is a transcript of the gene CDC50A, whose product is annotated as transmembrane protein 30A. The transcript has 7 exons. The coding region runs from base 177 to 1262 and encodes 361 amino acids. The record is from RefSeq and is a predicted model, not a curated record. Gene Ontology annotation, biological process: phospholipid translocation. Lineage: Eukaryota; Metazoa; Chordata; Mammalia; Carnivora; Mustelidae. Gene Ontology annotation, cellular component: endoplasmic reticulum; plasma membrane; Golgi apparatus.
UCCCCAGCCGACACCCGCUUCCGGUCGGCGGCCGUCUGCGGAAGGGUGUCCCGCCUCUUCCGCCUUUACAGCGGAGGUGGCGGCGGCGGCGGCGCCUGCGCGUCUUCUGUCAGGGUCAGCAGGCGGGUCCCCUGGGUGGUCCACCUGCGCGUCGCGGAGCCGCGCCGUGGGGGUCGAUGGCGAUGAACUAUAACGCGAAGGAUGAAGUGGAUGGUGGACCCCAGUGUCCUCCCGGGGGCACCGCUAAGAACCGGAGACCGGAUAACACGGCCUUCAAACAGCAACGGUUGCCGGCUUGGCAGCCCAUCCUCACGGCUGGCACGGUGCUCCCUACCUUCUUCAUCAUCGGCCUCAUCUUCAUCCCCAUUGGCAUCGGCAUCUUCGUCACCUCCAACAACAUCCGCGAGAUCGAGAUUGAUUAUACCGGAACAGACCCUUCUAGUCCCUGCAAUAAAUGUUUGUCUCCGAAUGCGACACCUUGUUACUGUACCAUUAACUUCACACUGGAACAGUCAUUUGAGGGCAAUGUGUUUAUGUAUUAUGGACUGUCUAAUUUCUAUCAAAACCAUCGUCGUUACGUGAAAUCUCGAGAUGAUAGUCAACUAAAUGGAGAUUCUAGUGCUUUACUUAAUCCCAGUAAGGAAUGUGAGCCUUAUCGAAGAAAUGAAGACAAACCGAUUGCUCCUUGUGGAGCUAUUGCCAACAGCAUGUUUAAUGAUACAUUAGAAUUAUUUCUUAUUGGCAAUGAAUCUUACCCUACACCUAUUCCUUUGAAAAAGAAAGGUAUUGCUUGGUGGACAGAUAAAAAUGUGAAAUUCAGAAAUCCCUCUGGAGGAGAAAGUCUAAAAGAACGAUUCAAAGGUACAACAAAGCCAGUAAACUGGGUUAAACCAGUGUAUAUGCUGGAUUCUGAACCAGAUAACAAUGGGUUCAUAAAUGAGGAUUUUAUUGUUUGGAUGCGUACUGCAGCAUUACCUACUUUUCGUAAGUUAUAUCGUCUUAUAGAGCGGAAAAGUGAUUUACAUCCAACGUUACCAGCUGGACGAUACUAUUUGAAUAUCACGUACAAUUACCCUGUACAUUCUUUUGAUGGACGAAAGCGGAUGAUCUUGAGCACUAUUUCAUGGAUGGGAGGAAAAAAUCCAUUUUUGGGGAUUGCUUACAUCGCUAUUGGAUCCAUCUCCUUUCUUCUGGGAGUUGUACUGCUAGUAAUUAAUCAUAAAUAUAGAAACAGUAGUAAUACUGCUGACAUUACCAUUUAAUUUUAUAUUCUGAAAACAAAUUUACUGCAUGUGCAUCAAGGCCAGUCCUGUUCAACCUAGCUUUCGAAUGCCGAUGUCUGGUUAGUAUGUCAUUUUUGAAGUUGGCACAUAACUUUUUUUUUAAAAAGCAGUUUUUGUCCUUUGCUCCUUCUUUAUGGAUGUCUUAUGGAAAUAUAUGACGGGUAUGAAACAAAUUAACUAUAUUGAUCAUAUCAACACUGUAACUGCUGAAAUGGCAUUCUAAUGUUUGCUUUGUGUUGGAUCAGGCCAUAUGAUGCAUAGAGCCUCUUUCCUGUGAAAUGCAUCUACUGCUUAAAUGUUUAUGCUGUGUUGAUAAUAUUAUAUUGACAUGAUGCUGUAUAUGUGUGCCUGUUGUGUGAAGAAAGGGAUUACAAGAUGUAUGAAUAUAAUGACUUGCUAACCUUGCAGGAUUCGGAGUUACAAAACGAUGAAGAAAGACCAAAUUAAAUAAAACACUUCAUCAUUUUCAUGUGUCGUGUGUAAAGGCUUAAAGUACCAUCUUUGUUGAGGUGGUUCCUGUAUUCAGUUUAUCCAGUACAGUUCUUUUUCAAGUUUAGCUUUGAUUUCAAAGGACAAGGACAUGCUUACCUUGUCUAGCAUAGGAAUUAAUAGUCAUGUCUAGAGGUCAGGUGGGUCUCGGGUGGGAGAAUUUAAAAUUCCUUUUUCGAUUUGGUGAAGAUGUUGCAGUCAGGAACCCCAACUCACUUGAUACGUUUUUACAUGUGCUCAUUUCCCUUGAAGCUUAUACUUCAUAAGGGAUACAUAGGUGAGAUGGGGAAACUUCUUGGCAGACCUUCAUCUUCUGCCUCAACUAUAAACCAAUUGUAAAUGUUCAAAGGAGACUUUUCAUUCUUGUGGUAUUUAGCAUUCAGAAAUUUGCUUCAGCAUUGGAAAUACCUCAAGCUGUUUUUAUUUUGCAGGUAAGUUUUUAUUUAAGUACUAAUGUUAUAUUGUAGAAAUUUUAGAAAACAGUAACCUUCAUUUCUUUUAUAUUUCAUUCAAUUUUUGUAUAUAGGUCAAAUGUGGAUGUGUAUGCACAUUCUUUUUAGUUAAGGUACCGUUAUUCUGGUUGGUUUUUCCUAAAACAUACUUUAAAAAUAAAUUCUUAAAUUUCCUAAAUUCUGGAGAUUUUACAGUAUGUACAUGGUAAAUUAUAAUAUAUAUAUGGUUGAAGUUAUUUUAUUUUCUAUUAACUGGAAUUAUUUUAAUAUUCCUUAUUGAAUAAAUGCUAUAAUUUGUUUGCUAUGGAACUUAUUCUUGAAUGUAAACUUACUUUUUCACAUGCAUGAAAACAUAUGUUUUAAUCAGAGAUGGCUUAAUUGCUUUGAAAUAGCUUUUUUUUUUUAAUUUUAAACUCAUAUGUUUGUAUAGAAGGUAGCUGUUUAUUCAGAGUUUGUAAUGAUUCCCUUCAGUUAUAUUUUAAAUCAAAAGGUCUUGGUAAUGUAUCAAUUUUGAUUAAUAUAUGUUUUUUAAAAAAAAACAAACAAAUAAUGUAAUGGUAAUAGAAAUGUGCCACACUUCAUAGGUUUUGUAUAACAUGAAAUUCAGUUAAAAGAACUUGUAGUUCAUAAUGACUUUUAACUGGUAGAAUAUUACUUGCAUGAGGUACUUACUUUAUGAUUAUCCUGAAAUUUCUGAGUGCAUAGGGUAUUCUUUGUCUAAAAAUAGCCUUUGUUUUGUCAGUCCUUCAGAAUAUUGUUAUUUAUUCUGAUAAAUUGACCCUCUUGCACAUGGCAGUUUAUUUUCUGGGAUACAUCACUGGGGGAAAAGGUUUUUGCCAGUCUAUCCAGAUUGAGUUUAUGUUGUUUAAGGAGGACUGCCAUCCUGCAUCUCUUUUUCUGAUUAGGGGACCAAAGGUGCCACUAAAGAAAAAUUGAAGACCUUCCCAACACUUUCUCAUCUGUGGUGAAGACAGAAUCUUAAAAUACAUUUGGAGUUUUAUCUCUUCUACAAGUUCAUUGAUGGCCCAGUUCCCUUCCAGUCUCCUGUCAUUUGAGCUUUAAGGGAUUACUGUUACUAAUUAUGAAGAAUGUGGAACAUUCACAUGGCUUGUGUGAAGCAUGGUGGGGGAGGAAAAACAUUUUUUUCUUAUGGGUUUUAUGCUCAUCUUUUGGAAAUACUGAUGUCAUAUUCAACUUUCAGAGAAUCUUAAUGCAUUUUAUUGCAUUUAGGUUAAGUAGAAGGCAUUGAAGAAUGCACUGACUUACAGGAAGUAUUUUGAUAUAUGAAGUUUCCCAAUUGAAGGAAUUAUUUAAUAAGUAAAAGCUAAGAAAUUUCAUUGAAAUCAUAAGACAGUUAAAAAUAAGAUGAGAAAAAUAACUGUACUACCUAAUAGAGAAUUUUGAUUCAAGAGGAGAGUCAAGUGAAUAUUUUUUGUUUAUUGGUUAGUAACAGUUUAUUUGUAACCUUGAUUAUAUUUAAAGAUAAUGUUCUGUUAGUAUGUUCUGUAUUAAUAAAAAUGAAUAAAAUUAA